AUGUCGGUCCCACUCACAAAAGUCGACUCUGCCAUUGCUGGCUUGUCAAUAUCUCCCGACAAGGCGGAGAAGAAGACUCACAAGCGCCACUCCUCUCAGUCGGAAGGUGUCUGGAACAUCAAAGACCUGGAGGAGAAGAAGAUCGAGCUGACACUUCCUAUCGAGACACAAAAGACAGGGUGGAAGCUCAACACCUCACCAUCCACGAUAGAGGACAAAGAUAUCCUCAAACUCUAUCUCGUAAACCCUCCGGUGAAGAAGAUUGAUUUGCGGUUCCCGUUGGGGUUGGAGGUGACUGCUCGUAAUCUCAAGGGAGUCACAGUCAAGGAUGCGCUGGAAGCAAUCUACAAGCAGUACAAGAAGAAGUCUGAUGAUGUGCUGACCGAGCCCUACCUCGCUGGUUUUGAGUGGGACAAAGAAGAGUGCUGGACACGCCUAAUCGUUCAUCAAUCUAAGCAAGGCCCGCCCCAACAGCCCUCCAAUAAGAAGUCUAAGAAGAAGAAGGAAGAGGCAUAG
Molecule: messenger RNA, 516 nt
Organism: Aspergillus alliaceus
Lineage: Eukaryota; Fungi; Ascomycota; Eurotiomycetes; Eurotiales; Aspergillaceae
Exons: 4
Coding region: 1-516 (171 amino acids)
Source: RefSeq, a predicted model, not a curated record